Messenger RNA from Coprinopsis cinerea okayama7#130, 798 nucleotides. RefSeq lists its product as hypothetical. Bases 1 to 798 code for a protein of 265 amino acids. The transcript has 2 exons. NCBI's taxonomy places the organism in Eukaryota, Fungi, Basidiomycota, Agaricomycetes, Agaricales, Psathyrellaceae. The record is from RefSeq and is a predicted model, not a curated record.
AUGCAGCAGGAUAUUCUCAGUGUACUCGACCAAGAAAAGAUCACGCUCUUCGAUCUGGACUCCGAGGCUCCUGGAAAGGCGUUCUCGCCUUCAACCUGGAAGGUUCGCUAUUCACUCAACUUCAAUAAAAUUCCUUUCGUAACACGCUGGUUGGACUUCGUGGAGGUUCAACCACUUUGUCUCGCCAUUGGUGCGAAGCCGACGAGGAAGAGGCCAGAUGGGAGUGACAUGUAUACUCUCCCCGUUAUCUACGAUCCGACAACUAAGAAAGCGGUCUCAGAAUCGCUCGCUAUCGUGGAAUAUCUGGACCGCCAAUACCCCCAGUCGCCUCGAGUUAUUCCGGACAUCACUCAAGGCCUCGUUCGAGCCUUUGUCCACGCGUUCAGCAAGGAGAUCAUGAUCUUGUACCAGUUCGGCGUCCUUCUUCAGCUGGAGAUCGUUAAGCCAGGCAGCAAGGAGUACUAUAGGAGGGAUCGGGAGGCGUUGCUCGAGGCUUCUUUGGAGGAUGUUGUUCCGAAGGGAGAGAAGAGAAAGGUCGAGUGGGCGAAAGUCAAGCAAGCGUUCGACACUUUCUCAAGUUGGUUUGGCGAUGAAGGCGAGUUUGUGCCUGGCGGGAGGAGGAAGUGGGUCAUGGGAGAUUCGCCCUCGUUCCCGGACUUCGUUUUUGCGGCGCACCUUCAAUGGAUCAGGAAGGUCUUGGGAGAGGAGAGUGGGGAGUGGAAGGAUAUCAUGCGUUGGAAUCAGGGGAGAUGGGCUCAUUUGUUAGAGCAAUGUCGCAUUUAUGAAGGGAGUUGUUAG